Molecule: messenger RNA, 3866 nt
Organism: Sinocyclocheilus anshuiensis
Lineage: Eukaryota; Metazoa; Chordata; Actinopteri; Cypriniformes; Cyprinidae
Gene: itga11b
Product: integrin, alpha 11b
Exons: 27
Coding region: 45-3188 (1047 amino acids)
Biological process (GO): cell-cell adhesion; integrin-mediated signaling pathway; cell adhesion mediated by integrin
Cellular component (GO): integrin complex; external side of plasma membrane
Molecular function (GO): integrin binding
Source: RefSeq, a predicted model, not a curated record
UCGUGCUGUGAGGACCUGAUACACACAAACACACUGACCGAUUCAUGUAUGAACGUAUGGAGUACACUUGCAUCUUUCUGUUGUGCGUCGCCGCUCUGAUGCCAGGGCGGUGGACCUGCUUUAAUAUUGACACCAGACAUGCAAAAAUCAUCAAGGGUUCGAAGGAGGCUCAGUUUGGAUAUACAGUUCAACAACACGAGGCAGACGGGCAGAAAUGGCUCCUGGUUGGAGCUCCCUUUGAGAGCAGCGGUGAACACCAGACAGGUGACGUCUACAGAUGUCCACUAGACGGCAAACCCGCCACAAACUGCACGCGACUGCAUUUAGGUAUCAUAUCACCCAUUAAUCUACCCAGCACUGUGUGUACAUGUCGUUGUCUAUGUAUUUAUAACAGAACACAAGCAUUCAAACACGGAGGUCGCCCAGACGCCAAGAAAGUCAUGAUUGUCAUCACUGAUGGAGAAUCGCACGACAGCCCAAACCUACGGAAAGUCGUGGAGGAAAGUGAGAAGGAUAAUAUCACCUUGUAUGGUAUUGCGGUUCUUGGCUACUAUAAUCGGCGAGGGAUCAAUCCUGAAGCUUUUCUGAGGGAAAUCAAGUUCAUCGCCACCGAUCCUGAGGAGCACUUCUUCAGCGUCACUGAUGAGUCUGCACUCAAGGAUAUCGUCGAUGCUCUGGGAGAGAAGAUCUUCAGCUUGGAGGGCACCAACCAGAACGGUACGGCCUUUGGUCUGCAGAUGUCUCAAGCUGGAUUUUCCUCACAUAUCGUAGAGGAUGGUAUUCUGGUUGGUGCCGUUGGGGCAUAUGACUGGAACGGAGCUGUUCUGAAAGAGACCCAUCAUGGUAAAGUCAUCCCACCCAAGUCCUCAUACAUGAAAGAGUUCCCAGAGGAACUGAAGAACCAUGGAGCAUAUCUGGGGUACAUGGUGUCAUCAGUCGUCUCGGCUCAGCACGGUCAGCUGUAUGUCGCUGGAGCUCCUCGAUUCAACCACACGGGGAAAGUUGUCAUCUUUACGCUGACCAACAGCGGCAACCUCACCAUACUGUACUCACUCUACGGACAGCAGAUCGGAUCGUAUUAUGGAAGUGAGCUGGCACCGAUUGAUCUGGAUGACGAUGGAUUGACGGAUCUUUUCCUUGUCGGAGCUCCCAUGUACUUCUACAAAGGGUGGGAGAAAGGCAGAGUUCACAUCUACACCAUCACCUUACAGGGCUCUUUAAUACCAGAUGGGACUCUUGGACCAUCAGAAAAGACCCAUGAUUCUCGGUUUGGCGCGGCCAUGUACACUCUUCCAGACUUGAAUGGCGACGGCUUCAGUGAGCUGGUAGUGGGUGCACCACUGGAGGACAAUCACAAGGGAGCCAUCUAUCUCUUCUACGGCCAACAAAACAGCAUCCAACCCAAAUACAAACAGAGAAUAGCCGCUGGUGACAUCUCUCCAGGUCUCCGUUAUUUUGGCCGCAGUGUGCAUGGGAUGAUGGAUGUGAAUGGAGAUGAGCUCAUAGAUCUCUCUGUGGGCGCUUUAGGUGCCGCAGUUCUGCUUUGGUCUCGCAGUGUCGUCCGUGUGGGGAUCAGCAUUCAUUUUGAGCCUUCGAAAAUCAAUGUUUUUAAUAAAGACUGCGUCCGAGGAAGUCGAGAGGUGUCAUGCAUGUUGGCCACCGUUUGCCUGAACAUCACGCCGCAGACACCGAUCACAGAUCCAAAAACAGUCGCGCUGAGGUACAGCUUUGGUUUCGAGGAGAGCAGAUAUUUCCCCAGAGCCGUGUUGGACAGCACUGAAGAGCCGCAGCCCCGUGACGUCACCCUGCGGCCGGACUCGGAUUACUGCCAGCAAGUGUAUUUCCAUGUUCAUGAAGUGACAGAUUACACACGACCCCUGAUCUUCAGUGUUACCGUAGGCCUGCAGAACGCAGAUGAAGGGCCGGUGCUUGACGACGGGUGGCCCACCAGUCUGCAGUCAGAGCUACCAUUCUGGAACGGUUGUGAUAAUGAUGAUCAGUGCAUUCCCAACCUCGUCCUGCAGAGCACCUCAGACCUAUUAGAUCGCAGGCAGUUCUGCGGGCGACGCGAGCGCUCCUCGUGGCCGCCGUGUGUCCAUCAGAGGACGAGCGGCGAGCGUCUGGUGGAGGCCAGCCGGAGGAAAGUGCUGGUGGAGGCGCGUUUAGAGAACCGGGGAGAAAACGCAUACGGCACGAUCCUGCACAUCACGCAUUCUCCAAACCUCCAGUUCUCCAGUCUGGUGCUGAAGGCACCUUCAGACAUUGCAAUCGAGUGUCCAAACUCUGAUGAUAUGAGCCUCUACCGAACCUGCAACAUCAGCGCGCCGUUCAUGAGGUCCUUUGCUCAGGUGUAUUUCCGACUGGAGUUUGAGUUCAGCAGAUCUGUCUUCUUGAACUACGUCCAGAUCACUCUGAGGGUCUCCAGUGAAGGUGAAGAAAUGUCUCCAGAGGACAACAUCAAUGACAUAUAUCAUAAUCUGAAAUAUGAAGCUGAUAUUCUCUUCACAAGAGAUUCCAGCCCGUCCCGUUUUGAGAUCAAACCUGAGCUUGGCCAGAGCCUCCCUGUUGGGACCAGACCGCCCUUCAAUCUGUCUUAUCAGAUCCAAAAUCUCGGCAUGUUUCCCGUAUCUGAGCUUCUCUUCACGUUAAACGUCUUCGCUGUGACCAGAAAUGCAAACGCUCUCCUGCGCCUCUCAGACUUGGAUAUUGAUCAGACGGCUGGCUCACACUGCAACGCUCCACGUGUCAUUACCGCCGGCUCGUCCUCUCAGGAAGAUCUCUCCCUCAACCCACACAUGAAUGCAUCCACCAGCGACACGUUAUUAGCGCAGUGUAUAAUCAACCUGUUUCCCCAAGGAGACGUUAGCAUCACCGCGACAGGAUGGCUCAAUCUGCAUUCUUUAUUAGCUGUGAAAUUGAAACGGUUAGAUCUGGUAAUGACGGCUGUAGUUGAGUUGAGCCCCUCAAGUCCGAUGUUCCUCCACGAGGAACGACCCAUGAGACACAUAAUCCUGGAGAUUAGGAAGGAGGAAGAUUACCGGAUUCCCAUCUGGGUGAUUGUUGGGAGCACAUUGGGAGGACUGCAGCUUCUGGCCCUGCUUGUACUGGCCCUCUGGAAGCUUGGAUUCUUCAGCAGGCGAAAGAGGGAAGAGCAGGCGACCAAUGAGAAGACAGCAGAGGAUCGGUAAUGCCGCGGCAACCUCCUCAGCCAAUCACUCAGGGACUCUCCAGAAACGGGUGUGUGUCAGCCAAUCAGCUGCUCUCGAGCACUGCCACGCCCUCCUGCAGUCCGAUGCAGAACCAAUCAGCUCGCUUCCCCUGGCCGUGCUGCCAAUUAAGACAGAAGAUGUGAAGAUGCGGUUUAUGAGGAAGAAAUUUCACGUAGUAUGAGACUUUGGAAACAGGUGGAAAGUCCUAGUCAACGGAAGAAAAAACACUAAUGAAGAGGCUUCGGUUUGAACCAUUUUGAGAGGUUUUGGUGCUGAUAAAUUUGUUGCAUUUCACGAAACAAACCUCAGAUUGUGGAACAGAAUCCUAAGACUUCUUUUGUUUGUUUGUUGCAGCAUAAAGUCAAGCUGAUGCACUUGCACAUUGUAAAGAAUUUUGAACUUGAAAUGUGUAAAUAUUAAAAAAAGUUCAGCAAUAUAAUGUAAAACUAUGAUACAAUAAAAUAUUUAACCAUGAACUUAUGCACCUUAAUGCAUUUGGUUGCAACAUCUGUUCAAGGUUCAUGUAUUUGAGAUAUUGUCAUAAUCACAAUUUUAUAUACAGUACAUUGCAGCUGGAAUUGGAAGUAUUGCUUCCAUGUGUAUUUCUGUGUUUUUCAUCAUUAAAGCUGGUAAAAGUGUUUAAGGAUAGUUGAAAUA